This is a messenger RNA of Drosophila biarmipes, 2578 nucleotides long. Its product is annotated as basic proline-rich protein. The transcript is spliced from 3 exons. The record is from RefSeq and is a predicted model, not a curated record. Lineage: Eukaryota; Metazoa; Arthropoda; Insecta; Diptera; Drosophilidae. Bases 102 to 2141 code for a protein of 679 amino acids.
CGAUUUUAUACCUCGGUUCAGUUGUUCGAGAAACUUUGCACGAAACAAAAGCGAAUAUCGCACGCGGCAGAAACAGCUAGCGAAUUCACAGAAAACCAGACAUGACCCUUUUCCCGACGCGCCUCACUGGCAGCCUGUUGGUUGUGGGCCUUCUAGUAUUGGCCCUAACCCCCGAUGACGUGCACGCCAAGUGGAAGUCCGGUGGUGGUAGCAGAAGUCGCUCUAGUUCCAGUUCCAGCAGAAGGACCCCUUCGCACACCUACUCAUCCCACCCGGCUCCCUCACACUCCUUCUCCUCCCACCCGGCUCCCUCACACUCCUUCUCCUCCCACCCGGCUCCUGCUCCCCACGCAGAUAAUGUCAGGCUGAGUUACGGUAGUGGAACCCACUCGCAGCCGAGCAAGGUGAGCAGCUCUCAGACGCACAGCGCGGCCCCUUCAGCCCCCGCCUCGCCGAUCGGCUGGAGUGUCCCUGCCAAGCCCCAAGGACCUCCGCCGGCAUACUCUGCCUCGAACCCUGUGGGUGGGGCUCACACCAACAUUCACGAGCGACCGCCGGCCUACAACCCGGCUUACAAGCCAGCACCGCCCAGCUAUUCGGCGGCCACUCAAACGCACAGCAGCCCGAAUCUGCAGAGCCCAGCCCGUCCAGCAGGAGUUGGCAGUCCCAGUUCCAGUUCGAGUGGAUCCCACUACUACGGCGGAGCGCACUCCAGCACUGGGUAUAGGGGCCGAAGUAACUCCACGGGCGGAUAUGGCUCCUCCGGUGGAUACCAGCCCAUCUCGGCCACCAACGCCCACAACGUGCAGUCUAGCUAUCCCCGGCAGCAGUUGCCACCGGGAGCCACCUACCACCCGGCGGGACAAAUUCCCGCCGGAGCCACUUACCAUCCAGCGGGACACUUGCCGCCAGGGGCCUCGUACCACCCAGCGGGUCAGGUGCCGCACGGAGCAACUUACUACCCAUCCGGUCAGAUUCCUGCAGGUGCUACUUACCAUCCCUCAGGUGGCUAUCCAGCUGGCGCGUCUUACCACCCCGUCGGACAAGUGCCGCAUGGAGCAACCUACUACCCGCAAGGACCCCCCGUCGCCGCAGGCCUUCCGCCCGGCGCCACCUUCCUGCCCGCCGGAGGAGCUUUGCCCGCGGGAGCCGUUUACUAUCCACAGGCGCCGCAAAAGUCCUCCUCAGGCUUGGGGUUGGGCACUGGUCUUAUUGCCGGAGCUUUGGGUGGUGCUAUCCUGGGCCACGCCCUCACCCCAACACAAACUCGUGUGGUGGAUCACUCCUAUUCCGGCGGUGGUGGAGGUGGAGGAGUCAGCCAGGGAGGCGACGACAAGAUCAUCAUUAUCAACAAUGGACCACCCGGAUCUGUGACCACCAGUGAUGUGGGAUCGGGCACUACGGUCAUAAAUACCGGAGGAAACCAAGCAGCUGGAUCUCCUUCGCUACCAGUGCCACCUGUAUAUGCAGCUCCUCCUGCUUCAGUCUCCCAGGCCCUUCCCGUUCCUCCUGCUCCGACAGUUCCAGGCGCUGUUCCUUUAGCUCCUCUGCAACCAACACCAGCUGAUCCAUCGGCUCCUGUUCCUACCUCAAGAACUCCCGCUGCUCCGGGAAACACCGUUGCCCCUGGAGCUCCAGUGGCUCCAAAUCCGGCGGAUCCCAAUGCCCCUGUUCCCCCAGCUCCCGGCGCACCCGCUGAUCCGAAUGCCCCACCUGCUGGCAACAUUAUUUGUGUGCCUGUUAAAGUUCCUGGCCCGGAUCCGAACGAUUCCACCAAGACGAUCGAGCUAGAUCAGAUUGCCUGCUAUCCGGCACCACCGCCGGAAAUUGCUCCUCCAGCCAAUGGAACCGCACCGGCGAUGGAAGGAACUAUUCCCGGUCCCGUUUCCGCUUCCGGAUCCGUUCAACUUGCUCCAUUCGAGGCCACAACACCAGUCGCCGUUCCUGAGGGGUCUGUGGCGUUGGCUCCCAUCAUCCCCGGAGGUCAGCCGGAUAUCAUGAAGAUGCCUGGUCUGACACAGGCUCGACUUUCGGCGGAAUCGGGCCUCAGGGAUGCUCAUAGUAUGGCGGACCGAACUAUUGGCCACUUUAGCCUCAUCUCCACUGUGGUAACCCUGAUUGUGACCUACUGUCUCCACUAACCCAUCAUCACCUAACCCGUUUCAUUGGCAAAUGCAAAGCUUUACCUAAUUUAUUGCCCUUGUAGGGAACACGAGAUGCGAAUAGAUUUAUAUGUCUAACUUCAAACGGUUCUCUUUUAUAUUUUGUAUAAAAGAUUACAUUUUUCUAAUAUACUCGUAGUUUUUCUAUAGUCCAACGUAAGCUACCAAUAAAUGUACCAAACCACUAAAAACGAUAUAGAAUUCUUUAGGAAAAAUAAAACGAAAGGGGUUGAUGUAAUAGUCACAGCUUAAUCUAAAUACUAAAACAAAGCUUUUAGAGUUCUUAUCUGCAUAAAAGGGACUACAUAAUGUACUAUUUAAAUUUGAUUUUACAUUAAUAUUUAAAAAAAUGUUAUCAAGUAGACCUAUGGUUUUACUAAAAUUAAUUUAAUAAAAAACAUAUUCAGUGAUUACAA